This is a messenger RNA of Gigantopelta aegis, 1036 nucleotides long. RefSeq lists its product as uncharacterized. Lineage: Eukaryota; Metazoa; Mollusca; Gastropoda; Neomphalida; Peltospiridae. The transcript is spliced from 2 exons. The coding region runs from base 113 to 1036 and encodes 307 amino acids. The record is from RefSeq and is a predicted model, not a curated record.
UAGUGUGUUUUCACGUGACGUCACAGAACGGAUGUCCGCCAUUGUGGAGGUAUCGGGCGUUCCAGUUGACCUGUGUUGGCGUGUAACCUCAAGCAUUUAAAUUUGAAUAGCAAUGGUUAACUAUUGUCGAGUGGUUGGCUGCCACAAUAGAUCCGAUAGAGAAACACAAUUAAUGUAUUAUAGACUACCCAAGGUGAUAAAAAGCCAAGGAAAAGACUGGGAAAACCUGACUAGCGAGCGAAGACGACUGUGGUUGCAAUGCCUUCAACAGAAUUUUGAUGGAAAAAACUUGGAAAACAUUCGAGUGUGCUCCGCUCAUUUUAUCACAGGACAGAAAGCUGAGCUUUUUCAGAAGGACAAUCCUGACUGGAUUCCAUCUGUGAACAUGGUUUGUCAUAAACCAAAAGAUGAAAAGUCAGCCGUAUCACCAGCUGUUACCCGCUUCAAACGCCGACAGAACAGAUCCCAGAAAAAGGUGGAAUCAGAAGUUACAGCAGCAGAGGCAUUACCACCUCCAGACACCACAGAGGAACCACCCUUAGAAGAUGGCAAGGAGGUACAAACUGAUGUUACGGGACCGUUGAUGGCAUCCAUGAUGGAUGAAUUACAAACUUUAAGAACUGAAAACCGUGCACUUACUUUACAAGUUCAGAAUACUGUACAUAAGUAUGAUAAGAGCUUUUUUGAGGGUAAGCCUGAGAAAGUGUUGCUUUAUACAGGAUUUCCAACAUUUCAAAUUUUAUUGACAUUGUUUGUGUAUUUGGAACCAUUUCUACCCACCAAGAAGUCACUUAACAAAUUUGAGAUGUUGAUAUUAACUUUAAUGAGAUUAAGGUUGAAUGUCACUGCCUCAUUUUUAGCAUAUGAAUUUAAUGUUUCCCUUUCGACUGUAUCAAGGGUGUUGAUUGAUGUCAUUGAUGUAAUGUUUGUACGAAUGAAGCCUCUUAUUAUUUGGCCAUCACGAGAAAACCUACGUAAAACAAUGCCAAUUCAGUUUAGAAAAUAUUUUGGUACAAAAAUGUGUUGUAAUCAUUGA